UGUACUUAAAGUAUAAUCCUUUGUUUUAAAUAAUGUAUUAGAUGUCAAUUACGUUAUUACGCUAUUACGCUAUUAUGUUUCUUGAUUGAUUACAACCAAAUGGAUAGCGCACUUCUCAGUCAAAUUCAAGGCGGGAAGAGGCUCAAAAAGUCACAGACGGUUCGUUUUGUUGUCAUAUGCUAGAGACACUCCCUUAAUAUCCCUUAGAAUGAUAGAUCAGCCCCUGCGGUUGAUGGUGGAGUCGUAGGCGAACAAAAGAGCAGUGCAGGCAGUACGGGCGGUGGCGGAGGAGUCACGAAACAAGCGUCUGCUGCUGCCGCUUCAUCUGGGCCACAGCUCGGGGGUAUCUUCGCCGGUGUCGGGAUGCCAAAACUUCGUCCAACUGGAUCCCAGCCAAUUAGUGUGUAUUAGUGUUGCUUUGUGUGUUACACGCUGACUUAUACUAUCAGAUAAAGGUGCAUUAGCAAAGCCUCCUUCGAUACCCAAACCACCGUCUCAGGUACCUCCAGCGCCUCUAGUUCCUAGUCCAGCAGCAAGGCCGCCAAAUCCGCCAAAUCCACCAGGGAGGUCUAUGCCAGCAGCUCCUCCAGGAAGGUCUACACCAGCGGCUCCUCCAGCGAGGGCAACACCACCACCACCGGCGAGAGGAACGCCGGUACCACCUGCACCACCUGCAUCAUCUACCCCUCCAGCACGUACGACUCCUCCAGCACCACCAAUAGGAAGAUUACCACCACCCGUUCCCCCAGUAGCCGCUGCACCCACUAAGAAGCCACCACCACCAGCACCAAAGCCAAAACCAAAGCCACCUGCGCCAGCAGCACCGCCGGCUCCAGCAGCGCCACCUUCUCAGCCACCCCGCGUGUUGCCUCCUGGUCCACCACCAGGUCAGCCAGCACGGUCAAUUCCCCCACCACCACCAAGCAGACCUUCUCCUCCGCCCGCACCGCAGAGGAAUGCACCACCAAGCCUGCCAUCAAGGACUCCAAGUACAGCUUCGUGAGGGCUUAUUUGUAAAAUUUUCACAGCUAACAAGCUAUAGACGACCACCGCCUCCACCUCGCCCAACAGGAGGAACAGCGAAAGCAGCACCACCACCACCACCUCGACCAGGCAAUAGCGCAAAUACGACUCGGUGAGUAAAACUAUUGAUGACUAAACUUUCUAACAAGGUAGGGCACCACCUCCACCGCCUCCAAGAGGUACCAACAGUGGUGCUAACACGGGUGUCUCAAAUAUAGCAAAUGCAAUCGCAAAUAAGCCGCCUCCGCUGAGGUCCGCCAACCAAGCACCUCGUCAAGCACCUAGUCAAGCGCCUAGUUUACCUUCAAGGGCAUCCCCAGCAGCUCAGAGUGAAGCACCAGCGCCAUCACAGCCAAUUCUACCACCACCCCCUCUUCGUACAGCUACCGUACGUAACGUUAAUAAGAAUCCUGACGGGAAUACGAUACCUAGAAGUACAACGCCUCCUGCAAACAUAGGAGAGUAUCAAUUCCCGUCACAUUUAGAUAUACCCGACCCUAGACCGUUCGAAAGGACGACAUUGACUUAUCCAAGUGGUAGAAACAAAGCGACGAACUUUGAUGUAAAGCAACUUGUAUAGGUGUGCUUAUAUAGGUGUACUUGUAUGAUGUUAAUGCGAUGGGAGGGGAGUUUUCGAUGAAUA
Wallemia mellicola CBS 633.66 is the source of this 1666-nucleotide messenger RNA. RefSeq lists its product as hypothetical. The transcript has 2 exons. NCBI's taxonomy places the organism in Eukaryota, Fungi, Basidiomycota, Wallemiomycetes, Wallemiales, Wallemiaceae. The record is from RefSeq and is a predicted model, not a curated record. The coding region runs from base 572 to 1003 and encodes 143 amino acids.